Molecule: messenger RNA, 741 nt
Organism: Strongyloides ratti
Lineage: Eukaryota; Metazoa; Nematoda; Chromadorea; Rhabditida; Strongyloididae
Product: Mitochondrial folate transporter/carrier
Exons: 5
Coding region: 1-741 (246 amino acids)
Biological process (GO): nucleotide transport; folate import into mitochondrion
Cellular component (GO): mitochondrion
Molecular function (GO): folic acid transmembrane transporter activity; FAD transmembrane transporter activity
Source: RefSeq, a predicted model, not a curated record
AUGUUAUCAUUAAAAGGAUACUGUAAGGGAUAUGAAAAUUUAAUAGCAGGUUUUUCUGGUGCAAAUGAUUGUAAAAGUAACAGACCACAAUAUGGAAGUUAUUAUAAUGCUAUAAAACAAAUUUAUAAAUCUGGUGGUAUGAGAAUGUUUUAUCAAGGUAUUACUCCAUCAUUAGUUGGUGCAUCAACAGCUUGGGGAUUAUAUUUUCAUAUAUGCCAUAGGAUAACAGACAAAUGUGAACACCUUCAAAUUAAUAAAGAAAUUAAAAAUUUUGUUAUUGCUGGAGUAUCAGGUAUUGGUGUUCAAUGUUUUACUAACUGUUUUUGGGUUGCAAAAACUCGUCUUUGUUUACAAUAUGAAACUGAAAAAAGACAAUAUAAAGGUUUAAUAGAUUGUUUAUAUAAAAUUUUAAAAAAUGAAGGUAUAAUUGGUUUGUAUAAAGGAUUUGUUCCAGGAAUGUUUGGUACAUUACAUGGUUCAAUUCAAUGGAUGGUUUAUAAUUUUUUGAAAGCUUCAAAAAUUGCUGCAACAACUCCAAUGUUUCCUUAUCAAGUUUUAAAAACAAGACUUCAAGACCAACAUAAUACAGAAAAAAGUUUAAUAAAAUUAAUUAAGACAAUUUAUAGAAGAGAAGGACUUCGUGGAUUUUAUAAAGGUCUUAUUGCUGGAAAUGUUAAGCAAUUACCAACAGCUAUAGUAACAUUUUUAACAUAUGAAAAUGUUAAAUAUAUUCUCCAGUAA